GGGAAACGUGGAAAAUCGCGGAACACACCCUUCGUCCACCACUAGGCAGCGCCACCGCACUAGCAACCUGCAACCCGCCUCCCUCCCGGCUCGGCGGCUGCCAAUUCGACCCCUCCUCUUCCUCAACUCGCUCGUCCCUCCAACCCGGGGGCGCUGAGGCCCACCUCCACACGACGUGCACCGGCCGCCGCCCGCCUCGGCGCCGUCUCUACCAGGUGGGGAGCAUGUCGAGCGCGGUGGUGAACGGGCUGGCCGGCGCCGGCGGUGGCAUUAUCGCGCAGAUCAUCACCUACCCUCUCCAAACCGUGAACACCCGGCAGCAGACGGAGAGGUCAGCGAAGAAGAGGAAGGCCGGGAGCGGCGCAAACGACACCUCGACCCUCUUCCAGAUGCUCCAGCUUAUCCAAACGGAAGGGUGGGGUGGAUUGUACAGCGGCCUCAAGCCCUCUCUCAUCGGCACUGCUGCAUCGCAGGGAAUUUAUUACUACUUCUACCAGAUUCUUAAGAACAAAGUUGAAGAUGUGGCAGCUGCUCGUGGUAAGAAGGGCCUUGGGGAUGGUACUGUUGGGAUGCUCUCUUGGCUUGGUAUUGCAGCUGUUGCUGGGUCAAUCAAUGUUCUUCUUACCAAUCCAAUAUGGGUUCUUGUGACACGUAUGCAGACACAUACGCAAGCAGAAAGGAAGAUCUUGGAGUCUAAGAAGGACCUUUUACUGAAAGAAAUAUCUAGGGCUAAUUCCUUGGAGGUUUCAAUUCUGAAGGAUAGGUUGGUUAAACUGGAGUCUGAAAAACCUCAUCCAUAUGGUACAUUUCAAGCGAUCCGGGAGGUUUAUUGCGAGUCUGGCAUAAGGGGAUAUUGGAAAGGACUUGUUCCAACAUUAAUCAUGGUAUGUAACCCAUCGAUUCAGUUUAUGAUAUAUGAAACUUUGGCAAAGCGUCUCCAGUCAAAGCGCUCUGGAAAGCAACUACCUAAAAGGAACCUCACUGCUAUGGAGGUGUUCUUGUUGGGUGCAAUAGCAAAACUGGGAGCUACUGUUGUCACUUAUCCAUUGCUAGUCGUCAAGUCUAGGUUGCAAGCAAAACAAGAAAUUGGCAGGAAUGUGAUGUCCAGAUACACAGGUACAAUAGAUGCAAUAAUAAAGAUGGUCCGUUACGAAGGAUUGCAUGGGUUUUACAAAGGAAUGGGUACCAAGAUUGUACAAAGUGUCUUUGCCGCCUCAGUUCUCUUUAUGGUAAAAGAGGAGUUGGUGAAGUUAGCAGCGCUUUUAGUUGCCAGGAGUAGGACUAUGCUUAUUACUAAGCCCAAGAAGCGAUAGGUGUUGCCAUGACCAUUUUUUUUUGCCUCAACUUGUAAUGUAUAUAGGAUUCCAUUAUCUACAUCCUAUUUAAAAACAAUAAAAAAUUCUUUACUA
Setaria italica (foxtail millet) is the source of this 1409-nucleotide messenger RNA. RefSeq names its product peroxisomal nicotinamide adenine dinucleotide carrier. The record is from RefSeq and is a predicted model, not a curated record. Gene Ontology annotation, biological process: transmembrane transport; nucleotide transport. The coding region runs from base 225 to 1313 and encodes 362 amino acids. Lineage: Eukaryota; Viridiplantae; Streptophyta; Magnoliopsida; Poales; Poaceae. The transcript is spliced from 11 exons.